Galeopterus variegatus (Sunda flying lemur) is the source of this 410-nucleotide messenger RNA. RefSeq names its product dedicator of cytokinesis protein 6-like. The annotation marks the transcript as partial. Gene Ontology annotation, cellular component: cytosol. Gene Ontology annotation, molecular function: guanyl-nucleotide exchange factor activity. Gene Ontology annotation, biological process: small GTPase-mediated signal transduction; positive regulation of GTPase activity. The record is from RefSeq and is a predicted model, not a curated record. The transcript is spliced from 2 exons. Lineage: Eukaryota; Metazoa; Chordata; Mammalia; Dermoptera; Cynocephalidae.
GAUUGCCCGGGGCUACCAGGGCUCCCCCGACCUGCGGCUGACGUGGCUGCAGAACAUGGCAGGGAAGCACGCGGAGCUGGGCAACCACGCCGAGGCCGCCCAGUGCAUGGUGCAUGCGGCUGCGCUGGUGGCCGAGUAUCUCGCCCUCCUUGAGGACAGCCGCCACUUGCCCGUGGGCUGCGUGUCCUUCCAGAAUAUCUCGUCCAAUGUUCUGGAGGAGUCUGCCAUCUCCGAUGACAUCCUGUCACCCGAUGAGGAGGGCUUCUGUUCCGGGAAGCACUUCACGGAGCUGGGGCUGGUGGGGCUGCUGGAACAGGCGGCCGCCUACUUCACCAUGGUGAGGCCUGGGGGACCAGCAUCAGGACGUGGGACUCGGGUCGGGGAGGCACCAUUGGAUUCUGGGCCAGGGG